Molecule: messenger RNA, 2721 nt
Organism: Passer montanus (Eurasian tree sparrow)
Lineage: Eukaryota; Metazoa; Chordata; Aves; Passeriformes; Passeridae
Gene: RFX6
Product: regulatory factor X6
Exons: 19
Coding region: 1-2721 (906 amino acids)
Biological process (GO): regulation of transcription by RNA polymerase II
Molecular function (GO): RNA polymerase II cis-regulatory region sequence-specific DNA binding; DNA-binding transcription factor activity, RNA polymerase II-specific
Source: RefSeq, a predicted model, not a curated record
AUGGCCAAGGGACCCGAGCAGGGGGACGCCUUCCUGCACCUCCCGGCCGCGCAGGCAGUGCCCGCCGAGGCGCAGGAGGAGCGCUACGCGGGGCUGCUGGGGCGAAGCUUGCUGCCCUGCGCCCGGGAGGCGCUGCCCGAGUCCGGCGGCAUCAAGGCAGAAACUCGCUUCGGCAGCGAAGCCCUCUCCUCGGAAGAAGAGGAUGCGGAUGCUCGCGACGGCGCGCUGACAGCCGCCGACCAAAGCCCGUCUUCGAAGAGGAGCAUCACGCAGAUCAUGAAGGACAAGAAGAAGCAGACGCAGCUCACCCUGCAAUGGCUGGAAGAAAACUACAUUGUGUGUGAAGGAGUUUGUUUACCAAGAUGCAUCCUUUAUGCACAUUAUUUAGACUUCUGCAGAAAAGAGAAGCUGGAACCUGCCUGUGCUGCAACUUUUGGGAAGACCAUUCGCCAGAAAUUCCCUCUCCUUACCACAAGGCGGCUUGGAACACGGGGCCAUUCAAAAUAUCACUAUUAUGGAAUUGGAAUUAAAGAAAGCAGUGCAUAUUACCACUCUGUGUAUUCUGGAAAGGGCUUAACCAGGUUCUCUGGAAGCAAGCUAAAGAAUGAGGGUGGUUUUACUCGUAAAUAUUCUCUGAGUUCCAAAACUGGAACACUCCUCCCAGAGUUUCCAAGUGCUCAACACCUUUUGCUUCAAGGGUGCAUUUCUAAAGACAAGGUAGAUACUCUUAUCAUGAUGUACAAAACACACUGUCAGUGUGUCCUUGACAAUGCAAUUAAUGGGAACUUUGAAGAGAUCCAGCAUUUCCUAUUGCAUUUCUGGCAAGGAAUGCCUGACCAUCUUCUUCCUCUGCUUGAAAAUCCCAUCAUCAUUGACAUUUUCUGUGUCUGUGACUCAAUACUGUAUAAGGUUCUUACAGAUGUACUCAUCCCUGCAACAAUGCAAGAAAUGCCAGAAAGUUUACUGGCAGAUAUAAGAAGUUUUGCAAAAAACUGGGAACAGUGGGUUGCUUCCUCUUUGGAAAAUCUACCAGAAAGCCUGAUAGAUAAGAAAUUGCCUAUUGCACGAAGAUUUGUUUCUUCCCUGAAACGACAGACGUCAUUCCUACACCUAGCACAGAUUGCUCGGCCAGCUCUUUUUGAUCAGCACGUGGUGAAUUCCAUGGUGUCAGAUAUUGAAAAAGUCGAUUUGAACAGUAUUGGUUCUCAGGCCCUCCUUGCAGUUUCAGGGAGCACAGACUCUGAUGGGGAAGUCUACAGUGAAUAUGACUCUAUUACAGUGUUCCAAGAACUGAAGGACCUCCUAAAGAAGAAUGCCACUGUGGAAUCAUUUAUUGAAUGGUUGGAUACUGUGGUUGAGCAAAGGGUUAUCAAGGCAAGCAAGCAAAAUGGGAGGUCUUUAAAGAAGAGAGCUCAAGACUUCCUUCUGAAAUGGAGCUUCUUCGGUGCUCGAGUCAUGCAUAACCUAACUCUAAACAAUGCAUCAAGUUUUGGUUCUUUUCAUUUGAUCCGCAUGUUACUAGAUGAGUACAUCCUGCUUGCCAUGGAGACACAGUUCAAUAAUGACAAAGAACAAGAACUCCAGAAUCUACUGGACAAAUACAUGAAGAAUUUAGAUGCAAGCAAAGCCACCUUCACUGCAUCACCAAGCUCUUGCUUCCUAGCAAAUCGCAACAAAGCCGCUCCUCUGCCCAGUGACACUUCAGUCAAAAAUGAGUGCCUAGGAGAGCAAACCUAUGUGUCCUUGUCAGCUGGCCAGCCCAGCAGUGCACCUCCUGGUCUGAACCCCUUCACCGCAGGAGAUGGGGACAGUAUGCAGCUGACAGAUCAAAUGGAGCUGUCUCAAAGCACUGGUCACCUCAUGACUCCACCCAUCUCACCAGCCAUGGUCAGCCGAGGAAGUGUGAUCAACCAGGGGCCAAUGGCUGUGAGACCUCCCAGUGCAGGUCCCAUGCUAUCGACACAUUCACAGUGCUCUUCCUACUCAGAACCCCUUUACCAGACUUUGUCACAGACUAAUCAGAAUUACUAUGGAAACAAUUCCAACUACCAGGCUAUGUUCAGGACACAGGCCCAUUCCACUUCAGGAGUUUAUGACCAGAGAGCAGAGCCCAGUCGAUUCAAUGCCUUGAGUGAACAGCAGUUCUCCAGAGACUACUUCAGCAACAGUUGUGCCGUGUCUCCCUACAAUGCCAGAUCCCCUUCCAGCUAUGGUCCCUCUAACAUGUCUCAAGACACACACAAUAUGCAGUUUCUGAAUAGUGGGAGUUUCAAUUUCUUGAACAACUCAGUAUCUUCAUGUCCAGGAGCAGCUUAUCCUGCUAAUGCUUCCAAUGGAUAUUAUGGAAACAGCAUAAAUUAUUCAGAAUCUCACAGACUUGGAACAAUGGUGGACCAACAUGUUUCUGUAAUCAGCAGUGUCAGCAGCAUUCGGCCACUGCCAUCCUACAGUGAUGUACAUGAUCCACUGAAUAUCUUGGAUGACAGCAGAAGAAAGCAAACAGGCUCCUACUACUCAGAUUCCUCACCUUCUAUUGUCUGCCGGACCCCUAUGUCUUCAAACUUGCAAACCACAUCUUCUUCACAGUGUAUGUAUGGAGCAUCUGGUCAAUUCCCUUCCCAGGAAAAUCUGGAGGUCCAUGCCCCACCAAACAGAGAUAUGGUGCCAUCUUUACCACCAAUCAACACUGUCUUCAUGGGAGCAGCUGCUGGAGGAACCUGA